GCCCGCUAAACAUCUCCUCAAUUAUAAGUCCGUCAUUUCAGUAAACGCUGAAAUUUUUCAUAAAGUUCAUAAUAUUUUAAAGGUUAACGCUUGUUAUAGCAAGUUUAUCUAAACUUUUGAGAAAUGGCGAGUGUUUCGUAUGUUGAUUAUGCAAGUACAAGUACUGAAAGUGCGAAAAUGUUGUCACCGAUAUCUGUGGACGUCAGUUUCGACAACAUCACUGUGACUCGGUCGACUGGAAUAUUUUGCAAAGGUCAGAAGCGGAUACUGAAGAAUGUGUCCGGUCUGUUCAAAUCCGGACAAAUGACAGCCAUCAUGGGCCCGUCUGGCGCCGGAAAGUCCUCCCUUUUGAAUGCCCUUACAGGCUUUUCACAAGAAGGAGUGAAAGGGACAAUACGAGCGGGAGAUAGAGUACUGAAAAUGGGCGAGAAGGACGAACAGCUAUUCAAAGAGUACCGUCGUAUGUCCUGCUAUAUCCUCCAGGACGACAGACUGAACCCAAUGUUCACUGUGAAUGAACUUAUGAAUUUCGCUGUCGACCUCAAACUUGGUUCCUCUCUGACGGAAGAAUUUAAACAAUCUGUGAUAAUAAAAGCGUUGGACACUUUAGGGUUGAGCGGGGCAAUAGAAACAAAAUGCUGUCGGCUGUCCGGUGGUCAGAAGAAGCGGCUGUCGAUAGCAGUAGAGCUAAUAAGCAACCCUCCAGUCAUAUUCCUCGAUGAACCUACAACUGGUCUGGACAGCCUGUCGACGCUACAAUGUAUCAAGAUGCUGAAGCGGCUGGCUCUGAAGGGACACACAGUGGUCUGUACCCUGCACCAGCCCUCCGCGAGGAUCUACAAAAUGUUCGAUCAGGUAUACAUUUUGGCGGAAGGGAUGUGCAUAUACAACGGCCCCAGCGAGGAGACCGUGCCGUAUCUGGCCAAGUUCGGCUUCAAGUGUCCCGUCUACCACAACCCUGCUGAUUAUGUUAUGGAAGUGGCCAACGGCGAGUAUGGAAAAUUCAAUGAGUUUCUCUCGGCAAACUGUCCAAAGAGGAUAGAGAAGGCUUUCCCGAUGGACCAAGUACACGCUGUGAAGAGGAGUUUCAGCAAAGAGAACCUACUAAUGGAUCUACACCACCUUCGGAUACUGCUCAAACGAGGACUGGUGAACCACCUACGAGAUUGGACGGUAACGCAACUGAAGAUCCUCCUGCACUUCCUGGUGGGUGUGACGCUGGGGCUGGUGUUCCAGCAAGCCGGUGACGACAGCUCCAAAACCUUCAACAACCUGGGCUUCUUCCUCAUAUCGGUCGUGUAUGUGUGCUACACCUCGCUUAUGCCGGCGGCGUUGAGGUUUUCCGAUGAAAUACCAGUGUUGAAAAAAGAGAAUUUUAAUAAUUGGUACAAAUUAAAAACUUAUUAUUCUGCGAGUAUUAUACUGGGGAUACCGUUACAGAUAAUAUUUAGCAUAGCGUACACUCUGCCGUCGUAUUUGAUCACGGGGCAGCCGAUAGAGAUGUAUCGCUUCGUGAUGUUUGUGCUGGUGCUGACUGCUCUGGGGAUACUGUCGGAUGCGUUGGGCAACCUUAUUGGCACCUUGGUCAAUCCUAUUAACGGCACAUUCUUCGGCGCCAUCUCGGUAGCGGUGAUGCUGCUGCUGGCGGGUUUCUUGGUGCUGAUCACGGACAUGCUGUACGUGAUGCAGGUGCUCUCGUACGCCUCCUACCUGCGGUUCGGCUACGAGGCCCUCGUGCUGUCCGUGUACUCCCAUGGCCGGCCGUCCAUACCCUGCCCGGAGACGAAGGACUACUGUCACUUGAAGUCACCAAAAGAAAUUCUGAAGCUUCUGAGUUUCGACGCAAACAACUACUGGAGGGACGUCGGAGUGCUAAUCGCAGAAAUUUUUGUUAUAAGAGUUAUCGCGUAUUACGCACUAAAAUAUAAAAUAGGCAAAUCUAAAUGAAGUAUAGGCUUAAUUUAGGUACAAAUAUGAAAUUAGUUUAAGGUAAUUUAUAUUAUGUAUUAUUAUUUUGUAUUUAAAGUUACCGUUUGCGUCAGGGAGCCUAGUUUCACGAAUCGAAUGUCUGAUCCUAGUCUGAUCGCAAUAAUCGAAACUAUUUUCGAGACAUGAUCCCUGUAAAGAUCCAAUUUCUAUAGUUCUGUGAUGGAACGCUGUGAGACAUUUUCGAAUGUGAAGUUGAAAUACCUUUUAAAGUCUGUCAAAAAAGUUAAGAAAUUAAAAAGUGGCAACAU
Molecule: messenger RNA, 2237 nt
Organism: Aricia agestis (brown argus)
Lineage: Eukaryota; Metazoa; Arthropoda; Insecta; Lepidoptera; Lycaenidae
Product: ATP-binding cassette sub-family G member 4-like
Exons: 12
Coding region: 124-1947 (607 amino acids)
Cellular component (GO): plasma membrane
Molecular function (GO): ABC-type transporter activity; ATP hydrolysis activity; ATP binding
Source: RefSeq, a predicted model, not a curated record